This is a messenger RNA of Cryptomeria japonica (Japanese cedar), 2699 nucleotides long. Its product is annotated as zinc finger protein JAGGED. Gene Ontology annotation, cellular component: nucleus. Bases 1374 to 2102 code for a protein of 242 amino acids. Gene Ontology annotation, molecular function: transcription cis-regulatory region binding; DNA-binding transcription factor activity. The record is from RefSeq and is a predicted model, not a curated record. Gene Ontology annotation, biological process: cytokinin-activated signaling pathway; trichome morphogenesis; gibberellic acid mediated signaling pathway. The transcript has 2 exons. NCBI's taxonomy places the organism in Eukaryota, Viridiplantae, Streptophyta, Pinopsida, Cupressales, Cupressaceae.
GCCACUUAUGUAUCUUUCUUAAAAUGGAAGAGCUUAUGCCAUUACUAAAUAAAGUAACUACAACAGAUAAGAACAAGGCAUCUUGUCCUUGCUCAAAGUUUAUUGGUUGGCUUUUUUUUCCUUCAAAGUUUUACCCCUCCGCAAUCUUUUUUUCUUUUAAGACCACUUAUUCCUUUUGCAAUAAACUUUAUUCAACACACAUGCCUCCAUAUUCAACGAAGUCGGUAGUCAUGGUAAAAUCUGAUUGGCCGAAUCAUGUCGUGUCGUUUUCCACUGGUAAAAGUAAUCGAGGAGCAUAAAGUGUUGACGCAGAGGAAAAAGAUGGAGGGAAUUUAAAAUUUAGGUGGAUAUUAUUUCGUACCCAACACACCCUCGUUUAGGUCAGACGGGUGGGCCAGAAGAGGGUGAUAAUCGAAAUGUUUCUGUACAAAAUAUGACGUUUGAUUACAGGAAAUCCUGAAUAAUGCAGUAGAAGUAGAAGGACAGGCAUGUUUCACGUGUAAAUUGAGGUACAGGUUAACAGGGAAAAUAACGGUUUGAAUCUCGAAGGAGAUUUGCAGGGCCGCGUGUUGCGAGCUGAAGAAAUCAAGGGUUUUUGAGCCGGACAGCUGGUGAUUACUGUGGAAAAUGGUGAAUCAGAAUGACUUCUGGUUUUAGGUCGGGCCCGGCCCGGUUCCUACCAAACAAGGAAGCUUUAGCGCUAAAAAUAAAGAGCAGGUAGCUUUAACAUUGAUUGAAAGGGGAAGGACAAUCAGUUCACCAAUCAGGUAAACCCUAAGACAUGGAUAUGGAAGUUACAGCUACCAAAGAACAGUUCGAGGAUUACCUACUCUGUCGGCCGAUGAUGAGGCAACGUGCCAUACCAGAGGCCACAGCCAGUGCCAUGGCGAAAGGUGGCAGAAUAUCUGUGAUUGCAGAUCAAUUUGCUUUUCCAAAUCAAGAUUUUGCUUUUCUUUGUUGAAAUGGUCUCAAUUGCUUAAAAUAAUCAGCUUCGAAGACCUGUUCGUAAAGACUCAAAGUCUUACAAUUGCUUAAAAUAAUCAGCUUAGAUUUUUCAUAAAGACUCAAAGUCUUACAAAUGCUUAAAAUAUUCAGCUUAGAUUGUUCAUAAAGAUUCAAAAUCUUACGAUUGCUUAAAAUAAUCGGCUUAGACUGUUCAUAAAGAUUCAAAAUUUCUGAGAAAUGACUGGAUCAGACUGUGUUUCUGGAAAAUUUUGACAGAUCGAAAUAUUCAAAAAGAUAAUAUUUGUGACUUCGAUAUAUACUUACUAAAGACAGAUGCAAAUACAUGUGGAAUUCAAUUGUUUCCGGAAAAAAACAGCUUGUACAGAGUUCUUCAGUCGUAUUUAGUCCGAGCCCUGUGUUCAAACCCCAUGGACGAUGAACUAGCGCAGGGUAGCCCUACAAACCCUCGCAGAUCGCAGACGGCGCUGAGGUUAUUCGGCUUUGAGCUUGCACACAAGGCCGAAGAAAUUUGCGACGAUGAGGAGAGUUCAAGCACAGCGCAGCUGGAAACUGCAAGUAAUUUACCGUCGGAGAGCCGAUCCUUCGAAUGUCAAUUCUGCUGCAGAGAGUUCGGAAACUCGCAGGCACUCGGCGGCCACCAGAACGCGCACAAGAAAGAGCGCCGGCAAGCAAAGAAAGCACAGAUUGAGGCCACACGCCGUGCUGCCGCCGCCGCCAUAGCUGGGAACAAUCUUUACUCCUUCUCGCCUGCGGUUCACGAUUUCACCGUUCCUGCGCUUCCAUAUGCGUUAGGGUUUCGGCAGCCGCAGGCAGAAGACGCUGUUUACGGAUCGGGCCUGCAAAAUUCUUUCUUGUCCGGAACAAUUCACCCGCCCUGGUCUUACGUUUCGCCGUACUAUGGAUUGUCUUCAUUUGCCAGCUCCAACAUUUAUUCGCCCUCUUUACCUCCGGUGUCUGCAAUUCAUGCCGGCGUUGAGAGCAGAUAUUUGCAGCUUCCUUCUUUAUCGUACCAACAGGAAACAAAUUGCAUAUCAGUAGGUACCAAGGUUGAAACCGCGCAGAUGCAUAGAUCAAAUUGUAUCAUCGAGGAUAAGGGAUUGGAUCUCCGCUUAGUUCUUGGUCCCGCAGAACCAUAAACUAACGAUUCCAUCUAAUGGGGUGCAAAAAUGGGAGAAACAAGCAAAUAUGAUUUUGUGAAGAUAGUGAAUGUUUUCUCAUUUGUUUGUGAAGGUGUUGAAGAUACACCAAGUCGCAUUGUUGUCCGUAAGGAUUUUCUUUUGAAAUGUCCAAGGGUGUCUAUGUUUCUCUUCAGUGCAAUGGAUGUACUUCAAGAUGAAUACUUCCUCAAUCUACUUAAAUUUGGUUAUGUAUAAGAUUCCUUGAUCUUAGAGGAUAAAUCCAACAAUGCACUAGUAAGGUAUGAAUUUUUCAAGGCCUUAGCCUUAGUUGGCAUAUUGUUCUUAUUUAAGAAACUAAAAGAAGUCCUUGCAAUUGCUUGUAUUUUCAAUAGUAUGAAUUUAAGCCUCAUUAAUGAUUAUGUUCUUACCAUGAAAAGUAUUGUAAAAUACCACAAAGAUGAAAUUGGUAUUGAUUUAGUAGCCAAAUUGAAAGAGGAAUUUCAUCUUGAGGCAUAAACUUGAGUUGCCCCUUUUCUUUCUCCUCUAAUUAUUCUUGCUUUCCUUCUAGCUUUUACAUCUUCUUAGCCUUUUCAAUGUAAUGGUUCCAACUCUUUU